UCGUAAAAGUCCUCACUAGUGAUUGUGUUGUGAGUUUAUGAGGUUUUUAAUUUUGUUUGGAUUUUUCGACGAUGCCGCAGUAACACGAUGAUGAUGACGCUACAGUUGAACGCUCGUCUGGUCGAAAUUUUUUAUUUAAGUAGCGAGUGCCCAACUCAUGCCAAAUUACUCUAGCGACAACCACCGACGCGAUCAAAACGCAUCAUAAAGCGGAAAAAAGAAAUAUUCUUAUUUUGGCACAGUUGAUUUCCAAACACAAGUGAAAAUAAUAAAAAGUUUAUAACCAAAAAACCAAAAAAAAAUAGUUGGGUCGGCGAAAUGAAUAAACUGCAAGUUAUAUUACUUUUCUCAGCGACACUAAUAUGUUGCGCAUAUGCAGCACGCGAAGAUGACCGUUGGGUGUGGGCCAGACGAAACGACUACAAGGAUCAACCACGUCAAUUGCAUGACAGUACAGCCAGAUAUCAGUCUGAAACUUUAAGGCGCAAUGCGCGAGCGCGUAAUCGUGAACCAACUACCCGAAAACCGCUGCCGGGACAACCGCCAAACGACGAAAUCGAUGACUAUGAAGAUGAUGUAAAUACGAACGUCGCAACACGAAAUUACCCUUACCCACCCUUUGGCAAUGGUCAGUUAUUUGGAGCAAACUUCUAUCCGAAUAUUGGUGGUGGCUUUGGUGGGGCAACUGGAAAUGGCAAUGGUAUAUUGGUGGGGCCUGGAGGACCGACGGGCGUUAUUGGACGGCCACAAUCAGCAUAUCCGGGUGGAUACAACGGCCAACCGGGUGUAGGCUUUCCAGCACAACCAGGCAUAUUCGGAGGAGGUAACGCCUUAGGGGCGGGUGGACAAUUCGGACAAGCGGGUGCAGGUGGUUAUUCCGGCGCAGAGGCUGGUUUAAAUCCCGGUUUUGGUGGACAGUUUGGCGGUGUCGGACAAUUUGCCGGUGGACAAGGUGGACAAUAUCCCAUUAGCGGUCAAUAUCCAAUUGGGGGACAAUAUCCAGGUGGGCCGCAAUAUCCUGGCACGCAAUUUCAAGGCAACCAAUUUCCAGCAGCGCAAUAUCCUGGUGCUGGCGGUCCCCAAUAUACUGAAGGUUACGGACUCGCCUCGGCCGGUGGGGGUUUCCCAGGCUAUCUGCAGUACACUACAGGUGGUCCCUUUGGUUAUGGAAAUGCUUUUAAUGAUGCUGAAAGUGCGAAUCGAAAACUGCAAGUUGAGGGUAAGAGUGUGGAAGUACUUAAAAGUAGUAAGCUGAGCAAGCAGCAAGUGGAUGACAAGAUUAAUAAGGGACUCACAAAAGUGCCGCACUAAAAAAUUAUAUCAACUUAAUUGUUAUUGUGUAACAUUCUAAAAAUUUGUAGCUUUAAUUGUUUGUAGUUUUAAAAUAAAAAGUAUUAAAUAAUAUUAGAAAUUAAAUCGCAUUUCAAACACUCACCUAUAGUUGUGAUUACGAUGAUCGAGUAAAAAAGUGAACCCGCAAAUGUCCACUGCGACUUCGUAACGUCCUCAUCUCCAUCCCAACCAUUCGUUUUUAUGGCGGUCACUAUUUGUGUUUCGAAACCGGCUAAAUCCUUCUUUACAUUGGUGAUCCAAUCAGUUUCGGACAGCACUGAGGCAUUGUCGGAGAAACGCCAAAUUUUAUCGGUCAAAUUGAG
Molecule: messenger RNA, 1655 nt
Organism: Bactrocera oleae (olive fruit fly)
Lineage: Eukaryota; Metazoa; Arthropoda; Insecta; Diptera; Tephritidae
Source: RefSeq, a predicted model, not a curated record